This is a messenger RNA of Annulohypoxylon maeteangense, 1321 nucleotides long. RefSeq lists its product as uncharacterized. Bases 1 to 1203 code for a protein of 400 amino acids. The transcript is spliced from 4 exons. The record is from RefSeq and is a predicted model, not a curated record. Lineage: Eukaryota; Fungi; Ascomycota; Sordariomycetes; Xylariales; Hypoxylaceae.
AUGGAUUACAAUCAUAAUUUUGCGCCUCCCCCCUUUUCUUCAGUCCGCAAUGGAGGUUUCAGACAUGCUAUGACUGAUCUCUACCAUCCCACCUUCCCAUCCCAGACCAGUCGAGUGCCUACAAGUGGAAAUGCCUCUGCUUUCCUACCGCCACUGGAAAAUCCUCAAACUACUGAGACUCCAUCGCAGAUGGAUACGAUGAUGGCUACGAGAACUGGCACCUUCCAGUCAUGGAUCCAAAACAUUGAUGAUUGUCAUAAAGUUAAUAAGAUAUACCUUCAGAUUCAUAACAGGCCUGAAUGGGAUCAUUCCGAAUUCCCAUCUGAUGCCAAGAAGCAGCAGGAACUCGUGAAGAGACUCUUUGACGCAGCGAAUGACUGCAGCAAUAUAUUCGAACCUGAAGGCUCUAGAGGCCUCAAGCGCAUUCAACAGAGAACAUAUUCUGAUUUGGAGUUUGAGCUGGUCCUCUGGCCUUUACUGAUGUCAAUACACGAUGCACAAGGGGGACGGUGUAACCUCCCCAACUAUCAUUCCUCUACAGCAUCAGUAUAUAAUGUGUAUAACACAUUCAAAGAGAGGUUCGAUGGAGUUUGCGAGGCUUUAAAGUCUUCGAAAGAUAUCGUUGUAUCCCUUUUCCAGGAUGAAAUCUUCAAGCAUCGUCUUGCUUGGCGACCCAAGUCGGAACUCGCGCAAAAAGCCGCGAACAGGAAGGUUAACAGUCAUCGAUCUACCAAGGUUUCAAUUGGUUCUCGCAUUAUUGUUGAGAACGAUAUCAAGGCUACGGCAGAUGGUAAACUAGUUGAUCGAGACGGCCAGACCUACGGCAGCGUUCCGAAACAGACCGCUACAUUUGAAAGUAGAGCAAAAAGACCUCGCCGCGAUAUUACUGGAGAGCAAGCAGAGUUCUCAAGCGACAGUUCCUCGGCACAGAGGGCAAUCUCCAUCAAUAACGCUGGCAACCCAGAAGUUCUUGAAGAGACUUCUCACCAGAACUAUACGUAUCAAGCUCAACUUGUAUCACAACAAUCCCUGGUCCACCCGACGAGGUUUCCUCCAAAUAACACGGAUGCGGGCAAAUUCAGCCAAACAGCUCAGAGUGCGGAAGGCGCAUAUAGCGAUCAGUCCAUGGGCUCCGAUGACCAUGAUCUCUGGUCUCCAUUCCGCAAAAAUGGGGACUCGGUUUAUCCCCCGCUCGAUGGCUGAUAUCGGUAUGAAUACCUACCUAGUGUAGUACCUACUAAUGUAGGUAUGAAUAAAAAGGGCGAUGUGGACGUGGAUACAUUCCAUGUUCGGAACAGGUUUGCCGGGUAGACGUUAUGUA